UUUUUUUGUGGUUGCUGCUCUCGUCUUCAGACCUCCUUGGACUCGGCCGUCUCGAUGAAGGAUCUCUCUAUCGUUGUGGACAUCCUCAACAUCGUUAACCUCAAACCGUCUCUAUGGAAACUGGACCUGUGUACCUCUAUCCUGCCCCAGAUUGAAGAGCUGCUGCAAAGCAAGUAUGAGAGUUACGUGCAGACGGGUUGCACCUCUCUGAAGCUGAUCCUGAAGCGUUUCUGGCCUCUCAUCUCAGACACGCUGACAGCGCCCCCCUCUGUUGGAGUGGAUAUAACACGGGAGGAACGCCACCAGAAGUGCAAGGCAUGCUACAAGCAGCUGAAAAACCUCAGCAACGUGGUGAAGAACAAGGCCGACCAGGUGGGACGCCACGGCAGCGCCUUCAAAGAGCUGCAGCUGCUCAUGGCCCCACUGGACUACUGACAGUUGACUAUGCAACUGGAGACGCACAGACCCCAAAUGGCUGAGCACUGCUGUGAGGACUCAAGUCUGACUGACGGCUGCAUUCUCUCAUCCACCCGAGUGGUAAAUCCGGGGACAAUCACAGAUUCACACGGCUUGUGGAUGGACUGAAGCAAUGGAGUCAGAGACAGGGUGGGAUAUGAGUCCUGUGUAUCCAGAAGGAGUCCAUGUUAGAGAUCACUGUGUAGGUGUGUUUUCAGGGCGUAGCUCUAUUUAAACACGGGGCACUCAUGAUUCCUUAAUCUGUAUUUGUCUGUAUGAGUAAUUAUGUCCUCUGUAACCUUGACUUGCCGAGCACACACACUUUAAUUCCACAGACCUGACUAGGGCCGGGUUUCAAUACGAUCGUAGGUUAUAGGCAUUACGGCUUUUAAAGGUAAUGUUCAAGGAAAUCCUAUUCACAGUAAAAGCUGCACAUUUCGGGCUCAAUCAGAAAUCGCCUUUAAAAGCCGUAAUGCCUAUAACCUACGAUCGUAUUGAAACCCGGCCUAAUUUACUGUGUGAUUUCUAUUAAAUUUUUUUACAUUCUGUACCUGAGAUGUCAACCCGAGAUUGCACUCUUUGAAAGUAGUUAACACUAAAAUAACAUGUUUUUCAAAUAAAGAAUGGAGUCUA
Oncorhynchus masou masou (cherry salmon) is the source of this 1089-nucleotide messenger RNA. RefSeq names its product katanin p80 WD40 repeat-containing subunit B1-like. Bases 55 to 435 code for a protein of 126 amino acids. Lineage: Eukaryota; Metazoa; Chordata; Actinopteri; Salmoniformes; Salmonidae. The record is from RefSeq and is a predicted model, not a curated record. The transcript has 4 exons. Gene Ontology annotation, biological process: microtubule depolymerization. Gene Ontology annotation, cellular component: katanin complex. Gene Ontology annotation, molecular function: microtubule binding.